Molecule: messenger RNA, 843 nt
Organism: Penicillium arizonense
Lineage: Eukaryota; Fungi; Ascomycota; Eurotiomycetes; Eurotiales; Aspergillaceae
Exons: 3
Coding region: 1-843 (280 amino acids)
Biological process (GO): protein phosphorylation
Molecular function (GO): protein kinase activity
Source: RefSeq, a predicted model, not a curated record
AUGUCAUUCGCUUUUUAUGGACACACUUUGCUUUCUCGGUUCCACAGACAAGAAGAGCGCCAAAAGGAGACGACUGAGCUGGAAGUUGAAUCCGACUCCCACGAAGUCCACGAAGUCCACGAUGAUGCCAACAGCGGCUUUUUAAUAACAUGCCUCCUGCGCCGCCCGCAACUGGACCUCCAAGGAACAAAGCCACUGCACUACACCAGAAACGUGCACCUCUUCAACGGCGCAGGCAAUCGAGACCACCGGGCCCUCGGCACAAAAUACAACCUGAAAGAUCGUGGGCCCGAUCCCAAUUAUGAGGUCAUAAGCACCCACUUCCUUCAAGCGAAUACCACCAUCCCCGUCCCGACCGUGGCGCAGGAGGGGACCGAGAAAUCCCGGCACUUCACCAUGGUCGAGCGGGUGCCUGGGGUCCCGCUGGAGAAAAUAUGGUCAUCCAUGCCGCAGUCCGCUCGGGAGGAAUUGGCUCGCUGUACUGCGGAGUAUCUGGGGCAGCUCCGCUCGUUCCAGUCGGAGACGAUGGGGAGUGUGGAUGGGUCACCCCUUUACUGUGGGUUUCUUUUUCCGGGGAAGGGAAGUGAGGGUUGCCAGGUUCCCCAUGGGCCGCUGAAGACGGCUGAGGAGCUCUGGAGGGAAUUGGAGAAGUCUUUGGAUAUGAAUAGCUUGGAUGUUCCACUGGCCGUGAGAGUGCGGCUCCGGGAUUGUAUGUCUGAUCCUGCGCCUUGGACGUUUAUUCAUGGCGAUUUAACGAGUUGCAACAUUAUGGUGGAUCCUACGGCCUAUGAACUGACUGGUAUUAUUGAUUGGGAAAGGUCCGGGUAUUUCCCUGUGUGGUAG